UUAAGGGAGGGGUGAGGUGGGGAAAGAGGCGGCCCUGUAUAAAAGAAGCUGCCUUGAGAUUUCUAAAAUUCAUACAAAAACUUCCUAGGUAAGGAAACUUACCAGAUUUUGGCACCUGAUCUUUAGUGAUGGACCCAGAAGCAACCUCAGUUUACUCGGAUUACUCCUAUGUUACAAGCCCAAGUCCUGAUGAGAUGGAGAGGAUCCACGCCCAUGUUCCUUACACGUCGGUUUUCCUUCCCAUCUUUUACACAGCUGUGUUCCUGAUCGGAGUGCUGGGGAACCUCCUCCUCAUGAGUGUGUUGCACUUCAAACGAGGCAGCCGAAGACUGAUUGACAUCUUUAUCAUCAACCUGGCCGCCUCUGACUUCAUAUUCCUCAUCACGUUGCCUCUCUGGGUGGAUAAAGAAGCAUCUUUAGGACUGUGGAGAACAGGCUCUUUCCUGUGCAAAGGCAGCUCUUACAUGAUCUCAGUCAACAUGCACUGCAGUAUCUUUCUGCUCACCUGCAUGAGUGUGGACCGCUACCUGGCCAUUGUGCGUCCACCAGUAUCCAAGAAAGUCAGAAGGAGAGACUAUGCCUAUGGAGUCUGUGCCACUGUCUGGUUUAUCUCCUGCCUCCUGGGGUUGCCUACUCUUCUGUCCAGGGAGCUCACCCUGAUUAAGGAUAAGCCAUACUGUGCAGAGAAAAGGGCCACUUCAAUUAAACUGACUUGGGCCCUGGUGUCCUUAAUUUUUACCUUUUUCACCCCUUUGGUGAGCAUUGUGACCUGCUACUGUUGCAUUGCAAGGAAGCUGUGCGCCCAUUACCGGCAGACGGGAAAGCACAAGAAGAAGCUGCGGAAAUCCAUAAAGAUCAUAUUUAUUGUCGUGGCAGCUUUUGUCUUCUCCUGGCUGCCCUUUAAUACUUUCAAGCUCCUGGCCAUUGUCUCUGGGUUGCAGCAAAAACUCUGCUUUUCCUCCUCUUCUCUCCAGCUGGGCAUGGAGGUGAGUGGGCCCUUAGCAUUUGCCAACAGCUGUGUCAACCCUUUUAUUUACUAUAUCUUUGACAGCUACAUCCGCCGGGCCACCGUGCACUGCUUAUGUCCUGGCCUGAAGAACUAUGACCUUGGGAAUAGCACUGAGUCAUCAGAUAGUCACCUCACUAAAGCGUUCUCCAACUUCAUUCAUGCAGGGGAUUUUGCCAGAAAGAGAAAGAGGUCUGUGUCGCUCUAAAACGGACUGUAACUUUUCAAGCUCUGUUGGUGGAUUGAACAGUUAAUUUGGGUCAACAAAAAGAAAGAAGAAAAGUAUUGCUGAAGGUAUUAAUAUUGCUUCAUAAAUGCAAGGAAGAGUUAAUUUUUUAUUAAAGAAACGCAAAAGUCCUCGUGCUUGUGGAUAUAAGUAGGCCAUAUGCUGAUUUGGUUUUAUUUGUUUUUUUGUUUUUGCUUUUUUAGCUGAAUGGCCUUAUUUGACCCUUGCCAAUCCAAUUCACCAGGCAAUAUACAACUCCUGUAUGUCCUUGAUCUCUGAGAGAAAGCCUCCUUCUCGGACCAGUUUCUUUCGUUGUAAUUCUUAAUGCACACUUAGGCCUUUUCCUUUCUCAAGAACCAUGGUACCUUGGUCCACACUACCCUUCAAACUGGACUCCAAAGUGGACUAUAUUUAAAGGAUCCUGCCCACUUUCAUCUGGUGAGAAAUGUGGUGUCACUGUAGGUAGCAACAAAUAUAGUAUACCUGUGCUCUGUAAUUAAUUGUUCCGAUCAGU
Molossus molossus (Pallas's mastiff bat) is the source of this 1746-nucleotide messenger RNA. It is a transcript of the gene GPR15, whose product is annotated as G protein-coupled receptor 15. The coding region runs from base 129 to 1214 and encodes 361 amino acids. Lineage: Eukaryota; Metazoa; Chordata; Mammalia; Chiroptera; Molossidae. The record is from RefSeq and is a predicted model, not a curated record. Gene Ontology annotation, cellular component: membrane. Gene Ontology annotation, biological process: G protein-coupled receptor signaling pathway; immune response. The transcript has a single exon. Gene Ontology annotation, molecular function: G protein-coupled receptor activity.